Capsicum annuum is the source of this 2761-nucleotide messenger RNA. RefSeq lists its product as uncharacterized. The transcript has 6 exons. The record is from RefSeq and is a predicted model, not a curated record. Gene Ontology annotation, biological process: intracellular signal transduction. Lineage: Eukaryota; Viridiplantae; Streptophyta; Magnoliopsida; Solanales; Solanaceae. Bases 151 to 2163 code for a protein of 670 amino acids.
UCCUAGUAAUAGUAGUCAUUAGUCAUGCUACAUUUUUACCAUUUCAAUUCAAAGUAGCAUUUCUUAAACUUCACUAUUUUUCUAUAAAUAGCAUCUCCCCUCUCAACUUCUUCACAUUUUUUCUCCUUCCAAAAUCAUCAUCCCACCUCGAUGGAAAAAAUGGAUUCUAUCAAUUUAUCCAAAACAAUCAAAGCUAAAGUCGAAGAAGCUAUGAUUUUCGAUGAAAAAAAUGAUAACGAAAAAGGAAAUUUUAUUGAAAAUGAAAAAUCUAAAGUCGAAGGCGAAGGAGACAGUAACAAAAAAGGAAAUUGCAUUGAAAAUAGAAAAUCCGAAGUCGAAGCUGAAGCCGAAGAAACUGAUAUUAUUUCCGACGAAAAAGGAAAUUGUUUUCUCGAAAAUGGAAAAUCUAACAACGUUUCAAAUUCCAUAAAUAUAGAAAAAAACAAUUUGAAUUCCGAUAUUCACGCAGAGAAAAACGGCAACGUUUUAUUAGGUAUAAUCAAGCCACAUACCUUGUUACCACAACCGGAGCCACCCGCCGGAGCAUCAUUUCUCCGGUCUAAAUCCAUGCCGGAGAGCAACAAUUUCGACAUGCCGGAUAUCGGAAAGUUCUUCCGCGAGAAGAGCAACAGCUUAUCAUCGGCAAUUAAAUCGCUGUUCGAAGAGGAGGAAAAGACAGUACAACAUGUCACGGAGAUCAACCUCUCCGGUACGAAGGUGAUCGUUGUUGAGAAGAAGAAGAAGCAGCUGUUUGGGAGGGUGAGCUUCUUCUCGAGGUCGAACUGCAGGGACUGCACUGCGGUUCGGUCCUUUCUACGCAAAGAAAAUUUGAAUUACGUGGAGAUCAACAUCGAUGUGUAUCCCGAAAGAGAAAACGAACUGAUUUCCAGGACUGGUGGUUCAGAUGUACCGGUCAUAUUUCUGAAUGAGAAAGUGAUUGGAGGUUUAGUAGCUCUCAACUCGCUGCGAAACAGCGGGUUGCUCGAGCGUAAACUGGAGGAAAUGCUGGCCGGAAAAUGCCCCGACGAUGCUCCGGCGCCGCCGGUUUACGGCUUCGAUUACGAUGAUGCGAACCGGAACGACGAAGAGCUGAUUGAAAUUGUGAAGAUACUGAGGCAGAAGCUUCCGAUACAAGAUAGGAUAAUGAGGAUGAAGAUAGUGAAAAAUUGCUUUGCCGGCGGUGAGCUUGUGGAGAUUUUGAUUCAUCAUUUGGAUUGUGGUAGAAAAAAGGCUGUGGAAAUCGGGAAGAACCUGUCGAGGAGGCAUUUUAUUCACCAUGUCUUCGGAGAAAAUGAAUUUGAAGACGGAAAACACUUCUAUAGAUUCCUUGAACACGAGCCUUUCAUUCCCAAAUGCUAUAACUUUCGAGGAUCAACAAAUGACAAUGAACCUAAGGAUGCUGCUGUGUUAGGCCAAAGGCUUGGUAAAAUAAUGUCUGCUGUACUUGAGUCUUACGCCUCUGAUGAUCGGCAUCAUCUUGAUUAUGUAGGCAUCAGCAACAGCGAAGAAUUUCGCAGAUAUACAAAUUUGGUUCAGGAUCUCCACAGGGUGAACAUUCUAACGCUUUCAGCAGACGAGAAGUUAGCCUUCUUUCUGAAUUUGUAUAACGCUAUGGCCAUUCAUGCGGUGAUCAGGGUUGGUCAUCCUGGAGGCAUGAUCGAUAGGAGAGCAUUUUUCUCCGAGUUCCAGUACAUAGUAGGUGGUUAUUCCUAUUCCCUAUCAGGUAUAAAAGACGGCAUAUUAGGAAGCAACCGAAGAGCUCCAUUUGCGCUGAUGAAACCCUUCCCUAGCGGAGAUAGGCGCCUGGAGAUUGCAUUACAGAAAGUUAAUCCGUUGAUCCAUUUUGGACUGUGCAACGCAACAAGAUCAAGUCCAGCAGUAAGAUUUUUCACACCUAAAAGCGUUGAGUCUGAACUAAGACAUGCUGCAAGAGAGUAUUUCCAGAGGGACGACGCAAUGCAAGUGGAUUUGGCUAAGAGAACUGUCUACCUUAGUCGAAUGAUCAAGUGGUACAGUGGUGAUUUUGGACAAGAAAAGGAACUAUUAAAGUGGAUUACAGGUUACUUAGAUGCAACUAAAGCAGGUCUUUUAACACAUCUUAUGGGUGAUGGUGGACCUGUUAAUGUUGUUUAUUCAAGUUUUGAUUGGUCUCUAAAUGCUUAAUCAAAUUUGUUUUAGUAUUAAUCUCUCAAUAUCUGAAGGGGAGCCUCGGAGUAACCGGUAAAGUUGCAGUCAUAUGAUCAGAAGGUCACGGGUUCAAGCGUUGGAAACAGCCUCGGGCAGCAAUGCAAGAUAAGGCUGCGUACAAUACACCUUCGUGGUGGAGCCCUUCCCCGAACCCUGUGCAUAGCGGAAGCUUUAGUGCACCGGGCUGCCCCUUUUUUUCCUCAAUAUCUCACAAAGUAUGGGAAUUGUUGAUUGUUCACUUAGUAGUAUAGUUGAAAAAAUUUGUGUAUAGUGAACUUGUUAAUGGAUUGUAAGUUUGUAAUGAGUUAUUUUUUCUCCUAACUACAUAACUCGGGGAUCUCAGUAGCUCGAUUGGUUGGCUACUCGAAUUUUCACCUUGCUGGUGAGAGUUCGACUCCCAACACGGUGAAAAUUUGGAUUCACAAUCGAUAACGAGCAUUAUACGCGAUUCACAAUCGAUAAUAAGUGGUCGAUGAGCUAUGUUGAUGUGUAAUAUAUGUUGUUCGGACUCUUCAAAUAUAUAGAUGUGUGCAUGUCGGAUCGUCCAAAAAUAGUAUCUUUUUGAAGAAUCCAA